Prunus avium (sweet cherry) is the source of this 1164-nucleotide messenger RNA. Lineage: Eukaryota; Viridiplantae; Streptophyta; Magnoliopsida; Rosales; Rosaceae. The record is from RefSeq and is a predicted model, not a curated record.
CACAUUGAUUUGGGGUUGUAUCUCAUCCGGAAGCGACAACAAGAUUUGGAGGUUGUAGAAAUAUCGAACUGGACAACGACCGAUGUAUUUUUCAUGAAUCACAUCCAUACUUGCUUUGUGGAUAAUAAAAGAAAAAAAGAGCAGGCUGGGUGGAAAAUUAGAAAUAGUUUAGUGAACGUUGUAAAUGGCAAGGUUCCGGCGUGUGGGGUGGAUUGGCAGAACGUGUAUAAGGUGUAUGCCCCUUGUAUGUUGACGAAGCAUAAGCAUUGGGUGGCUCUAAUGAUUGAUCUGGUUAAGUGUGAAAUCAAAGUGUACGAUUCAAUGGUUUCAGUUAUUCCAGAUGAGAUGUUAAAGGAAGAACUCGCCCCGCUUUCAAUUACGAUUCCAAAUCUUCUCAACUCCAUCGACUUUUAUGAAGAAGGUGUUUACGCAAACGACUGCAGCAGAGAUUGGUGGUGUCCAUGGCCAAUAGAACGUGUGGAUGUUCCACAACAAUCUAAUCAAGGCGAUUGUGGCAUGUUUGUGUUGAAGUACAUUGAGCUUUUGAGCGCUGAGAUUCCGUUAGCUACUUGCACCGCGCAGAACAUGCCCUUUUUCCGGUUGAAGUUGGCUGCAGAGAUAUUACGGGGAGAUGCUUACAUGCCAUGAUAGUGGUUGAAAUGGGUUCAGGUACGUGAUGAUUAAAUUGGUUUUGGAAAUCUCCAAUUUGAAAGUCAUGUAAAUACACAAUACAGAUCCACGGCUCCUUUUCGAAUUCUACCUCUGCUCCUCAAUUCUUCUUCGUCUUUCUCAAUCUUAGUGUAUUUUUGUACAUAAUUUUAAGUUUAAGUUAUUGGACAACAAUUAGAACCAAAAUAUUAUUAUAGCGGAUGCAUGCUUUCAUUUUGAUUAGUGUGAUACUACGCUACGUUUAUUCUCAUAUUAGGCUAAAUGUAUAUAGUAGCUGGAUGCAGAGCAUGGACAGAAAAAUGAAGAAUCUGAAAUGGAGAUGCAGAGGCUUAGUGAGGAGAAAAGUAAAUGGAUCUGUAAAUCUAGUGCACGUGGGCAAAUGUAAAUGGAUAGGCAUAUGCGUUUUUGAAGUUAGGCACAUGCCAUUCCCAUACAUAGAAUGUGCAUCUGGAGUGUAAAGUUUUUUUGGAUUUAAUGAAACAAAUAUCUCUGUAA